This is a messenger RNA of Dioszegia hungarica, 861 nucleotides long. RefSeq lists its product as uncharacterized. The coding region runs from base 1 to 861 and encodes 286 amino acids. The transcript is spliced from 5 exons. The record is from RefSeq and is a predicted model, not a curated record. NCBI's taxonomy places the organism in Eukaryota, Fungi, Basidiomycota, Tremellomycetes, Tremellales, Bulleribasidiaceae.
AUGCCGGCUUUUCAGUCGGGGAUGAUCACGCUGUUGUCAGAUGACAAGAUUGCGUUCAAGCUGGACAGGCGGGUCUUGAAGAAAGCAAGCCGAUUCAAGGACGAAGACACACCCAGCUUCGAGCUCCAUGUCCCCGCCAACAAGGCAACGGUUUUGCUCUUUCUCCUACACCUCACCGAGCCGGCUCGUCACUACCAAUGCGACGCGGUCGCUCGGGACAUCCUCCACAUGACCGCUCUGAGAGACCCCGGAGAUAAGCGAUUCGACAUCUUCGUCCUCGCCUGCGAGCUGGACGACAUCCCUUCUGGCUGCCGCGUCCUCCUUCACGCCCGUCAUGCGGAGUCACCGUCAUCUUGGGGCGCUCAAAUACGUCCUACAUCGUCGUCAUGGACCAAGGCGAACGAGGCGCAGCUGUCGCCGUCCUGGGCGUAUGCGCUGGAAUGUGGGGUUAGGCUGGCGGAUAAGAAAUGUCGCUACCGGUCGCCGCGAGUAGAUACGAGUAUAUACCGGUCGCUACCGGUCUAUACGGGUCGCGACCGAGUCGCGACCGGUCGCGACUCCUCCACUGUCCCAAUGGAUGGGAGUAACGCGACGCCUUGUUUGUUUACGCUCUACCGUGGACCCAUUCAAGCCAACAGAGUUUACGAGGUCUCUGGAGGAGCACUGUGUCUGAAGCAGGCGAUGCAUUGUCAUGGCGUUCUGUCUUGUAUCAUCAGCCGGUACACGAGUCACAACCAAAGUGCAAUUGCGUUGUCAGGUGGUAACCUGACUAUUCCAUUCCAACAUAUAGGGGUUUUUGAGUUUGGCCAGCACGCUGUAGGCGUUCUCGUGCUCCGGUUAAGGUCUUAUAUGAUAGCCUGA